This is a messenger RNA of Ailuropoda melanoleuca (giant panda), 6846 nucleotides long. RefSeq names its product transmembrane protein 106B (gene TMEM106B). The transcript is spliced from 9 exons. Bases 320 to 1147 code for a protein of 275 amino acids. NCBI's taxonomy places the organism in Eukaryota, Metazoa, Chordata, Mammalia, Carnivora, Ursidae. Gene Ontology annotation, cellular component: lysosomal membrane. Gene Ontology annotation, biological process: lysosome organization; dendrite morphogenesis; lysosome localization. The record is from RefSeq and is a predicted model, not a curated record.
GCAGGCGCGCACGCAGGUUGCGGCAGCGCCUGGUCUCAGCUGAUGCCGUCCUCUUGCCGCCCCUCCCCCGCCCCGAAUCAGCGGCGCCCUGGCGUGUGUAGGCCUGUCGCUCCAACCCCAGCGAUCGGGACUGCAGACCCCGUGACCCUGUCCUCGGGCCUGUGCGCGCCGGAGCAGCUCGGGACUGCGCAGCGCCCCGCGUGUCGAAUAUCAGCAGAUUGGAUAAUAUGACUUUGAAGUUCUUUUCAUCCUUAAAAUUGUAUGACUCGACUGCAGUGCUAUUGCAUUACCCACCUGCAGAGGUUAUAUUGUUAUAGACAUGGGAAAGUCUUUUUCUCAUUUGCCUUUGCAUUCAAAUAAAGAAGAUGGUUAUGAUGGAGUCACAUCAACUGAAAACAUGAGGAAUGGACUGAUUAAUAAUGAAGUCCAUAAUGAAGAUGGAAGAGGUGGAGAUGUCUCUCAGUUUCCCUAUGUGGAAUUCACAGGAAGAGAUAGUGUCACUUGUCCUACUUGUCAAGGAACAGGAAGAAUUCCUAGGGGGCAAGAAAACCAGCUGGUGGCAUUGAUUCCAUAUAGUGAUCAGAGACUAAGGCCAAGAAGGACAAAGCUGUAUGUGAUGGCUUCUGUGUUUGUCUGUCUGCUCCUUUCUGGAUUGGCUGUGUUUUUCCUUUUCCCUCGCUCUAUUGACGUGAAAUACAUUGGCGUAAAAUCAGCAUACGUCAGUUACGAUGUUCAAAAGCGUACAGUAUAUUUAAAUAUCACGAACACACUAAAUAUAACAAACAAUAACUAUUAUUCUGUUGAAGUUGAAAACAUCACUGCACAAGUUCAGUUUUCAAAAACAGUUAUCGGAAAGGCACGCUUAAACAACAUAACCAAUAUUGGCCCACUGGAUAUGAAACAAAUUGAUUAUACAGUACCUACUAUCAUAGCAGAAGAAAUGAGUUAUAUGUAUGAUUUCUGUACACUGAUAUCCAUCAAAGUGCAUAACAUAGUACUCAUGAUGCAAGUUACUGUGACAACAACAUACUUCGGACACUCUGAACAGAUAUCCCAGGAGAGGUACCAGUAUGUUGAUUGCGGAAGGAACACAACUUACCAGUUGGGGCAGUCUGAGUAUCUAAAUGUACUUCAGCCCCAACAGUAAAAACUAAAAGAGAUGCCACUGGAGAAGAAGAAAUCCCUAUUAAUAUUUUCCUGAACUCUGAAGGAUGAGGUACUUACUUCCUGCUAGGAGAUCUUAAAUUGAACAAACCUGAAGUUUACACUUCCAUUUUAGGGGUACAGUUAAAAGUAUGUGGACUUGUACAUUAUUGCAACACUCUACUCUGUGUUCAUGAUAUCUGUACGAGGAUCUUUUACUUGAAUCUAAAUUUGCCAAUUGAUUUUCUUCUCCCCUUGUCCCCAGAGAGGGACAUUGAGACUUCCCACGUAGGACAAUAAGUAAUUAUUUACAAUUCACUGCUUCAGUCACUACUGGAAACAUAAUUUUGAUGAUGAACAGAAUUUGAAAAACUUUAUUUCUGAAUGUUUUUAUAAAGUAUUACUGAGAGCCUGUUAUUCAUGAAAGACUUUGAAAAAAUAACCUUUUUUCUGUUAUAAAUUCCCAUCACUACAUAGUAGUAUUUCAAGGUAUUUUAGCUUUUAGCCAAAACAUUUGUAGUUUUUCAUUUGUUGAAAUUCUACUCAUUUGCACGUUUUUGUCAGUCUUAUUUCAAGCUAGUGCUUGCAUAACACUAGAAACCAAAAUAAUCUUUGCAAAAUUCUGUACCUAAAAUUUUUUAAAGCCCCCUGUUUCCCAUGUCUUUCCAUAUAAGUAAGUUUUGUGAAAUUUUUGUGUAGUCUUCAAACGUAGUUGAUGUACAAUACUGUAAAUAAACUGUGCAUGGCUUUUGUACAGCUUUAAUGUCAAAUAAAGUACAGAUUCAAAAUGAAGUAAGUUGCUCAUAAAAAUAAAUAAAACAGGAAAGUGAAAUGUAGAAACGUACAGAAUAUGCAUAUGGUUCCAGUUACAUAUGGGAUUAGGCAUAAAGUAGUUUUGAAAUGAAGUAUUUGGAUGCUCUACUUCAGUGUUGCUUUUCAUACUAACAAGUUAUGGAGACACUUUUCACAACUCUUAGGUACCCAAGUCACCCACAUCAUCCAUUUUAUGCCUGUUUUAAGGAGGAAAUCAUGUCUUUGGUAGAAGUUAUCCAAGAAAUCUUGUCAUUAAAUGAUGGUGGCUAUAUCAAUUAAAACCUGUAUUAUCCUGUUUAAAAAUUGAGUCACUUUGCACAUCACAUGGAUACCAUUCCUCUAGCAGUGAUAUUUUAAAAUUUUCUGGUUUUUGUUUGAAUUUUAUUUAAAAUUGUUUUCAAAUGUAAAUUACUGACUUUUUCACUUGGCUGUUUUAUAACUUCCACUACCAUUUUCCAUUCUGGCUUCUUGCCUUUUCACUUGACAAGCUCUGAUUACCUUGUAAAUAAAUACCACUGAGGGGUAGGGGCUGACUGUGAUACCAAAAAUAAUAAUAAUAAUAAUAAGUGGCUUGAGAUUAAUUUCUUUCUGUUCCCUGGUGACAGAAGUCAGGUUCCCCCUCCCCUAAAGUGCCUAACUUAGGUCAAACAUACCUAUUUAUCAGUCAAGACUCUCUCAGCUGUAACACACAAGCUUUGUUUAACUGUUUAGAGCGAAUGAAGCUUCCUUUCUGCCUUGAAACACUCAGGUCUCCCCUUAGCUUUCUUAUCAUUUUCUCCACAUUUUCCUGAGUGAACAUUUUAAAUGGGUGGAAUGCACAAACUCUUUUUUUUUAACUGCUUGUCUUACCUUAAUCCAUUGCUAACUCAUCCAUCUUUGCUGUUAAAGUCACCCCAUCACAUCUGUUACAGACUCACUAGUCAAACCCAGUCUUAAUCUGUUUUUCUUCUGUUUUUUUUUUUUGACUACUCCCAUUCUCCUUGAAACUGCACACUUCCCUCAUAUAUUGAUUCUGUUUGUUAUUUUUCAAAUCAUUCUCAUUUCAUUUUCCCUCAUUCUCUUUUGAUAUCUUUUAAUGAGUAUUAUCUAGAUCCUCUUUUGCCUCAAAAUUUCUAAUCCUGUGACUUUAACUAACAAUCAUCUAUCUUAGGGCUUCCGAAUCUUUCUAUAUACCUGACCGGUCACCUGUCUACCUAGAGAUAAUAGUAUUUCAGUGAUUCUUUUUGUGUAAAAUCAUAAAAUAUUUGAAUAAUUUUUAUCAGAUUAUGUUCUCUCCUUGUCCUCAUGUCCCAUUUACUUCAAAAUCACCAUUCGCUUUUUCAGAAUCAUCCUUCAGAUAUGCCUCCUUCAGAAAUCAAUCGUGAUUUAUUUUUCUGCUCUGUAUCUUUUAACCUUGGAAAAGUAUGUAGUGUAAAUUAAAUGGAUUUUUCUAUUGAUUUGUGGUCCUGGUAUCCUUUUAGAGUGCAUGCAUAGUGUCUGCUGAAGAGACAAAGUAAGGGAACAUUUGCUUUUAGUUACUUAGUUUUGAAUAUUUUCUCUUCAUUUUUAAAUUAAAAACUCUUUAUUAUACCUACUUUCCGCGAAGUAUAAGGUAGAAAAACCUAGAAUUUAAAGUAAAUGAAAACCAAUAGUAGAGGAAAAAAGGAUCACCUGUGACUACUCUCAGAGACAUUUAAGUAACUUGCCAGAAUAAGCCUGGAACAGAGCAGGCUGUAAAUUCAUAAAAUUACCAAAACACAUUCAGGUGAAACACAAUUAUAGCCAUUAAACACACACACAGGGAAGAAUGAAUGAGCGUUGUCCAGUGAAUUUUUUCUUAUAUAGUGAUAGGGUAGAUAUCGAUACAUUUUUUAAAACUGCUCCCAGAUCUUAUCAAAGGAUAUGGUAAAGAUGUUACAUUUUUUUCUGAUACUCAAUAGUCUCUUAAAUUACCCUUUUAAUAAACUGGUCAUUCUAACCAAAUCUAAUACUAUUAACAAGUCUCUGUUGAUACAUGUAUCUAAUACUAUGCCCUUCUAGAGCUCUUUCUUACGUUUUUCUUACAUGAUUUCACUCGUCCUGUGAGUCAGACAAAGGGUGGCAGAUUUCUCAUCUUUUAGAACAGGAGGGAGAGGCAUGGAGAAGUUAAGGGACUUGCAGAAGAUCACAUACUUAGUAAAUAGUUUUAUUGGGGCCAGCCCUAGUUUUGCGGUCUCUCAUGUAUGUGCUCUGUCAUUUAAAAUAGAGUCCAUUGGGAAGCCCUGUUGACUCAGGUUAACUGAUUAAAACUCAGAGAAAACAUUCACUUAGUGAACAGUGACAAUCAAAAUAAUACUGAUGGACUAAGAUUCGGGUGGUUUUAACUUGGUACCUGAAAUACUCUAAAUGAAAAAUGAGCACUUAUACAAUAUUUUGGUAUAGCAUAAUCUAUAGCUGAUUUCUUCUGUUAAAAUUUAUACUCCUUGAUCAUUCCAGUAAAGAUAUGGCUGUAGGUUGUCAGAGUAGGCUAUUUAUAAAUAAUAGAGAUUAGUAUAUUUGAGAUUUGAAAUAAGAACAGUGUGAGAAUAUUAGAUAGCAGAUAAAUUGCUUGAAAUUGCUAAAUAACCACCUUUACUGUAGUACCUAACAUGUAAACGACUGGUUUUAUUUGUGAACAGUUUUUCUGUGCCUUUCUUGUUCAGGCCAAUGAGGUAAUUAUUUUCUAUAAGAGUUCAUGACAACUUUUUGGAAGUGAUACAGUACAGUGUUAAAAUAGAGGGAGAGUGAUUGCCAAAACGUAAUAAAAGUAUCAUUAUUGCAAUGUAAUGCUGGGUGUUUUGUUGUAGAGCGUGUCCCCAACUCUCUUCUACACCAAUUUUUUAAAAAUUCUUAAUUCUUCAUAAUGAUUCUAUUUCAUUUAAGAAGAUAGUUUGUUAGGUGCAUGACCCCAAAAUAAGUCACUCACUGUUCAUGUAACUAAUAUUUAUUACUUACUGUGUCAGAUAUUGUAAUAAUCUCUUAUAUGGAUUAUCUGAUGGGUACUCACAAGAGCCCUCUAAAGUACAUACUGACGAUGCCCCCCAUUUUAUAUCUGAGGAGAUCCAGUUCUGGAGAAAUGAAGAGUCUGCAUAAGCUUGGAAUGGCAGAUUUGAGAUUCAAAACAUGUCUGAUUGACUCAAACUAUCAUUGCUCUUACAAUUAGCAUAUUUUCUUUCCAGCCUUUGAAAAUGCUUUGUUUGUAAAAAUGUAUUGGUUGUUAGCACUUAAUAUAUAAGAUUUUGAGGUUUUUGAUAGUAUUUUCAAAAUACUAUUAGAAUACUUUAUUAUUUUGUAGAUCUUUGGUAUGAUAAAAAUCGUUUAUCAGUGAAUUUUAAAGUUUUUGAAAUUCAUACUUAUCUGUUACACAGGAUUUUUUUUUUCUUUUUAAAAGAUAUAAAAUUUUAAAUUUACAAAUAUACAUCAGACUUCUUUGGUAAACAGUGUGAAUUGAAUUUCAAGGUAUUAGUUGCAAACCAAAGGUUACUUACCAUAGUGUCAUGAUUUUUAGAUCAUAAUAUCUGGAAGCAGGAACUACAUGGCUCAAAUACAUUUAAGAAUGUUUAAGUUUUAUUUGUCUUUUUGGUAAAAUCAGAUUUUAAAUGAGAUGUUUAUCUGAAACUAUUUUAUUUUAAGGAUAAUAUAUGUGUUUGAGAAGAUGGGGUGAAAAGACUGUUAAAAACAUUAUUUCUUUAAAAAAAAUUAUUUUUACAUGAGAACAAUAUAUUUGUGAUGUGCUUUGAUCAAAAAUUUUACUUCUGUAUCCCCGAUCUACUUAUUUCAAAGUAAAAGUUUUCACUUAGCUGAAAUUUCUGAUUAGAACUAAUAUUUGUGUAUUUUUGUGCUUAGUGAGAAUGUAAAUUUCACAGUGGAUUUUUGAAAUUUAUCCUUACUUUGGAUAAAAGCAAGUGAUAUAUUUAUAAAAUUACUAUAGAGUUGAAAAUGGUAUUUCCAUUUUUAAAAAAAAACUAGUGUGAUUAUGUUCGUAGUUCUUUUUACACAUGUUUAGCACAGGCUCUAAAUUAAAUAUCUGUAUUGACCCUAAAAAUAUUCCAUAAAUUAACAAAUAUUUGGCAAGUUUUUCAUAGCUAAAUAGCUCUUCUAGAAGGAAAUUGUUGCCUUCUGUUUAAUUACAUUAAUUGAAAUGUGUUUAAGAGAAAUGUUUUGAGGAUAUUUUGUAUACUAAAAAACAAAGGAUUAGUAUUGGGCCAAUGGCCAAGAGGUAAUAUUACUACCAUGUAGACUAUUACUGUUCAAAUUGUCCCACUUCCCCCAGAAUUUUAGAAACUAGAAGUCUGGGAGAUAACUGUAUCAGCUGUGGUCAGGUGAUUCUAAGUGCUGUAAAUAAGUACUAUUCAUCUUUUAUUAUUGUGUGAGAUGGAACAAAUGCCAAGUUGGCAAAGGAUGCAUAAUUUCAUUAUGUAAUGGUUUGUUCUAGGCAUAAAAUAUCAGCAAGCUAUGCCUUGUGUUUUGUUGUAUAUUUCUUUGUAGAACUAAAUUAAGAUUUUGGAAAAGGAUUUAAAAUGCUUGCUGACUUGAUCUGAUCAGUCACACAUUUGAAUGAUGGCAUUAUUGGGUAGAUUCUAAUCCAUGAUUGUAAUUGUGGAAUAAAGAAUAAUAUAGAAUGAAAGAUUGUGUUUGGGCAGUUAACUCUUUGCUAAUAACAUGUGUUAGCCUCCAACAUAACACACUAAAUUUCCAAGUUGAGCAGUUCUGUAAUUGUAAUUAUUGUUGCUGUUCAUGUAACAAAACAUGCUUACAUUAGUAAAAGGAAUAGAAGUGCCCCCAAAUGCUAUUUUUUUAAUUACUUGUAACUGUUGCUCUUGUAAUUGUGUAUGACAAAAUAAAAUUUGUAAACAUUUUUGCAUGAAAAAUAAAAUUUGUAUCAGUCCAGUA